Messenger RNA from Cricetulus griseus (Chinese hamster), 981 nucleotides. Lineage: Eukaryota; Metazoa; Chordata; Mammalia; Rodentia; Cricetidae. The record is from RefSeq and is a predicted model, not a curated record.
AUGACGUCAGGAGGCGCGCGCUUCCCGCGGCCCCGCCCCGAGGCGGGAGUUGCGCGCUGGGUGCAGGACCGCCCCGGCGACAGGAGGAUUGCUACCUCUCUAGGGCAGGCAGGCAGUGCAGCCGGGUCUCCAGGGAAUGAAUGGAUUUUCUUCAGCUCUGAUGAAAGAAACACACGCUCUAAGAAAACAAUGUCCAACAGGGCACUGCAAAGAUCUGUCGUGCUGUCAGCGUUUGUUCUGCUGCGAGCUGUUACCGGAUUGUCUGGAGACGGGAAAGCGAUAUGGGAUAAAAAACAGUACGUGAGUCCGGUGAAUGCAAGUCAGCUGUUUCUCUAUGACACUUUCCCUAAAAACUUUUUCUGGGGUGUUGGAACUGGAGCAUUUCAAGUGGAAGGGAAUUGGCAGGCAGACGGAAGAGGACCCUCGAUUUGGGAUCGUUUCAUCUACACACACCUGAGAGAUGUCAGCAUCACAGAGAAAUCCGCCGACAGUUACAUUUUUCUGGAAAAAGAUUUGUUGGCUCUGGAUUUUUUAGGAGUUUCUUUUUAUCAGUUCUCAAUCUCCUGGCCACGGUUGUUCCCCAAUGGAACAGUAGCAUCCGUGAAUGCAAAAGGUCUCCAAUACUACAACAAACUUCUGGACUCGCUGAUACUUAGGAAUAUUGAGCCCGUUGUUACCUUAUACCAUUGGGAUUUGCCUUUGGCGCUACAGGAAGACUAUGGGGGUUGGAAAAAUGCAACUAUGAUAGAUCUCUUCAAUGACUAUGCCACAUACUGCUUCCAGACCUUUGGAGACCGUGUCAAGUAUUGGAUUACAAUUCACAACCCUUACCUGGUUGCUUGGCAUGGGUUUGCCACAGGUAUGCAUGCGCCAGGAGAGACGGGAAAUUUAACAGCUGUCUACAUUGUGGGACACAACCUGAUCAAGGUACUGUACAGCUGGCUUCUCACAAGAGCUUUAGAACACAGGAGUGGGGGUUAG